GGAAGAAGAAGAAAUAAAAGACGAGCCCCAUCGGAAAGUACGCCUGAGCGAGAGACGAGAGGUGGAGAGUGAGAGCGCGUGCUUGCUUGCCUGCCCCGGCUGCGGUUGUAUUUCGGAGGAGAGAGAGAGAGAAGACUUUUCAGAAUCGCCAUGGCGGAGGCGUUUGUCGGCGUGUGGAAGCUGGUCGAGAGCGUCAAUUUCGACGACUACAUGAAAGCUCUCGAUGUGAACUUUGCCACAAGACAAAUUGCCAAUCUGACCAAACCCACCACCAUUAUUGAGGUGGAUUGUGUGAAAAUUACCAUCAAAACUCAUAGCACUUUCAAGAAUACAGAGAUCAAUUGCAAAGUGGGAGAAGAAUUUGAUGAGACUACAGCAGAUGGCAGGGAUGUCAAGUCUAUUGUGACACUAGAUGGAGGGAAACUUGUUCACAUACAAAAAUGGAAUGGAAAGGAGACCUCACUCGUUCGAGAAAUAAAAGAUGACAAACUAAUUUUGACUCUGACAAUGGGUGAUGUGGUCUGCACUCGCACCUACCAGAAAGAUAACUAGAGAGUUUCUACCUCCUUCCUACUACUAUUUUUCACUGCCAAAUUGCUGGUAUUUUUGUUUCUCCUUUCUAUGUUUUGUAUACUUACUGAAAUUUUGGAGACCUUUCAGUAUCCAACUUGACCUCUUUUCGUAAGUGCCAGUCACCUUGACUUUUAUGGAGUUUUAGGUUUGCACAUACAUUUUUACAAUUGAAGAGAUCUUUAAAAAAAACAGAAUAAAAUGAAGCAAUUGUUACAAAAA
Molecule: messenger RNA, 792 nt
Organism: Crotalus tigris (Tiger rattlesnake)
Lineage: Eukaryota; Metazoa; Chordata; Lepidosauria; Squamata; Viperidae
Gene: FABP3
Product: fatty acid binding protein 3
Exons: 4
Coding region: 151-552 (133 amino acids)
Biological process (GO): fatty acid transport
Cellular component (GO): cytosol; nucleus
Molecular function (GO): fatty acid binding
Source: RefSeq, a predicted model, not a curated record